AGUUCGUCGGUCAAAAACACAGUUGCCAGCUGGAGCAGCUGGUUCUUCAAUGCGACUUAAUGUUUGAUUGCUCCCCAUGUGAUUUCCGCGUUUUUUUCGUUCGUGAUAAAACCGUGGUGAUAAGACAGUGAGGACGAUUGUGUGAGGAAAAUUUAUUUGAUGUGCAGUUAAGGUGCUUGUGAAUGUGUCAUUGGUUUCUUGUUCACAAAAACCAUUGUGUAUAAAUCACAAGGAUUUUUCAGUGUCCUGGACACAAAGGAGUCUCGAGAAUCUCGCAACAGCGUCCUUUGUAAACUGGAGGAUGUAGCAAUUAUGUCUUGGCGAAGAGCAACGUAAUUAGAUUUUUUUUUUUUUUUUUCAAAGAGGAAGAGAUUAGGGUCGUUGAGAAGGGAAAGAUGGCUUCAAACAACGCAAAUGGACACAAGAGAAAUGGCUCGUCAUCAAGUAUGUUUUGCCAUAGACGAACCGAAUCUGGAGGAGGAUUUAUUGGUCACAAAUGGUCAGAAAGUGGCCACAAACGUGCUGAAAGCAUAUCAAGUGCCUUUAGCCAAAAACGUUCCGACGGCAGUCACAAAACUGGUGACAUUCCUGGCUUUGGGCACAGAAGGUCCGACUCAGGUAGCAAUUAUUAUUCAGGACACAGGAGGAAUGAGAGUAUGUAUGCUAUGACUGGUUUGUAUGCAGAAAGUACAGGUGGUAAUGCUGGCGAAAAUUCAGAUUUGCCAUUGACACAUGAUACCGUAAUAAGAUGUCACAGUCGAAAUCCAAGUUCUGGCAUAAUGGACCAUAGAGACUUUGUCAUCAAAUGUCAUAGCAGGAAUCCAAGUGCUUCCAUGAUAGACAGGACUGAAAAGGAAAAACCGCAAACACCUCCUGUCAGUCCGGAUUCAAAGGACUGUGGAAUUCUAACUUGUAGACCGGCCUUCAUUCAAAAUUUUGCAAGUAUUAAGGUCUUUGUAUUUUUGUUGUCGUUCCUUGUUACUUUACAACAAGCACUUAGCUCAGGGUACAUUAAUUCUGUGAUCACAACGAUCGAGAAGAGAUUUGAGAUCCCAUCCAGUCUUUCGGGUCUCAUAGCAAGCUUUUAUGAAAUAGGAAAUGUUAUUACUGUUAUUUUUGUCAGUUAUCUUGGUAGUCGAAGACACAUUCCCGUUUGGAUAGCAAUCGGUGCCGUAAUAACAGGAUUAGGUUCAAUGGUUUUUGUCAUUCCGCAUUUUACAGCUGAACCAAACCUCACAACCACUUCCAAUGCCUCCAAUUCAGACAAUAUUUGCCGUGGAGUUUCGCUGCGUGAGCAAGAUAUGGGAUUAGGUCGUCUUUCAACUGGUCUCGCGUCACCACCCUUAGCACCGCAUAACAAUUUAAGGGGUGAUAAUUGCAUUCAAGGAACUCCGUCGACAUUUGGCCCUGUUUUACUUUUUGUGCUUGCUCAACUUUUAUUAGGAUGUGGAGGUUCACCUCUUUUUACUCUAGGUACAACGUACAUAGACGAUCAUGUCAGUCAAGACAGUGCUUCCCUGUACAUUGGCUGCGUCUACAGUAUGGCAGCGUUUGGUCCAGUUCUUGGCUUCCUUCUUGGAGCUUUCCUUCUCUCCUAUCACAUGGAUUCUUUCGCAGGAAAUAUCAUAAGCAUUGAUCCAGGAGAUCAUCGAUGGGUAGGAAUGUGGUGGGGAGGAUUUUUACUCUGCGGUUUACUUCUCAUUAUAACUGCUAUUCCAUUCUUCAGCUUCCCAAAAACAUUGCAACGUGAGAAAGAAAAAAUUCGAAUUAUCGAAAAGAGUAAACCACCGCCGAUUAAGGAGAAAGAAACCACCAAAGAAAUAAAAAAACCAAUUGACACAAAUGACACUGCUUAUGGAAAAGAUAUCAAAGACAUUCCACGAAGUAUGUGGAGACUUUUGUGCAAUCCAGUUUAUAUUGUGACGUGUUUAGGCGCUUGCAUGGAGUUAGUGAUUGUUUCAGGAUUCGUUGUAUUUUUGCCCAAGUACUUGGAAACGCAAUUUAGUUUGGGCAAGAGCCAAGCGAGUGUCUUUACGGGUUCAAUCGCGAUACCAGGAGCAUGCAUUGGCAUCUUUAUCGGAGGCUGUCUACUAAAACGACUUGAGUUAAGGCCAAAGGGCGCCGUGCAAUUUGUUCUAGUCUCCAACAUUAUUUGCCUGACUUGUUAUGGAUUAUUAUUUUUCCUUGGUUGCGAUAAUGUCAAAAUGGCCGGCACGACAAUUCCAUAUUACAAUAGCAGUACGAAAGGUCUUGAACCAUUUCAAGUUAAUCUCACUGCCGCCUGCAAUUUUGGUUGCGAAUGUCGUAUGACCGACGUUGAACCUGUUUGUGGAAAUAAUGGUCUUACAUAUUUUAGUCCUUGUCAUGCUGGUUGUACUGCUUUCAGUUCUAAAUCGAAUUUCACUAAUUGCGCAUGUAUUCACAGCAAUUUAUCAAUUGUUCCGCCAGUUGCUCCUGAAUUUGCUGAAGUUACUGUAGUUCCUGUUGCAACUGCAGGACCAUGUACUUCCCCUUGUCGGACAAUAUUUCCGUUUCUUAUACUCUUAUUUUUUAUGACGUUUGUUGUCGCAGUAACGCAAAUGCCUCUAUUAAUGAUAGUUUUACGUUCGGUUUCUGAGGAAGAAAGAUCAUUUGCCUUGGGAAUGCAAUUUGUAAUUUUUAGACUUUUUGGUUAUAUACCAGCUCCCAUUCUUUUUGGAAAUUUAAUAGAUUCAACGUGCUUGCUAUGGAAAAGUACUUGUGGAGAAAAAGGCGGACGAUGCCUUCUCUAUGAUAUCGAGCAAUUUAGAUACAAGUACGUUGGACUUUGCGCUGGAAUAAAAAUUCUCGCUCUUGCACUAUUUUUAAUUGAUUGGUGGCUCGUAAGAAGAAGAAAGCACAUGGAGGAUAUGCCACCAUCUUUAACAGUCAAUGAAUUAGUCGGCUCUAUAAUUAGUCUCGACAAACUAUUUGAAGAAAAACCACAUCAAACAGACGUAGAAAACAGUUCGCCGAGCACUGAAAAUCCUACGCAAUCAUCAAUUUCAUCUCCCACGGAGCCUACAAAGUCAACGAAUCUUGAGGAAACUGAAUCCUCAGGUCGCUCAAAAAAUGAUUUGGAAAUCUCGGAUACAAGGCAGGCACUUUUGGCCCCCGAAGAUCUUGAUGGUGAAACGGUACCCUUAUCAAAUACAAACGAGAAUCGCGAUUUCCUUGUUUAAUGAUUAUUUUACUCUAGAUUCUAUUUUCAAUAUAUCAGUCAUUUCAAAUUGUUUUAUUUGUGGUAAAUUAUUUCUUUCUAUAUAACUAGAAUUGAAGUUGUACUAAUCAUAUUAUUUUUUGUGCCUUAGACUAUUUUUUUCUCACUUUUAUGUACAAUAAAUUUUUUCGUCAAAUAAUUUAUCACUGAUAAACGUUUGAAUGUGACCAAAAAAAAAAGAAAACGAAUCAGAUUUAGUUAGAAUUUAAUAAUAUUGAUUCGUUAAAGUAGAUAUUAAAAUUAAAUUUUCAAGUUGUGAAAAUUUUUGUCAAAUUGAAAUUACUUCAAAUUGAAGAUUUCUCUUCUUUUUUUUUUGCUAUAAAUAGUAUAUCAUUAUACAGUUUUCAAGCGAUCUCUUUUUUUUGAGGCGAAUGAUUUCUUUUUUAGUGAAAAGAAAAGUGAACGUGAAUUUGUAAAUAUUUAAAAAAGCCUGCCUUAAGAAAUAUAAGACUAGAUAAAUUUAAAAUUUAAUGAUAAAUGGACUAAUAAUAUAGUAACAAAUUAUUGAUCGACACAAAUAGUAGAGCGUAAGUCACAGUUAAAUAAUUUUUUAAACAUAGAUUAACAUUUCUGGAAAUGAUUAGUCAAUAUAGUAAUUAGUGUUGGAGAGAGAAAUAUUCGUAGUGAUAUGAAUAGGUAACAUACUAUAACAAGAAUUCGAAGCAUAUUUUUUUUUUGCAUUGAUUAUAAAAAAAGAAACAAAUGAAAUGUAUCGUUUGUUUUUGAAAUAAUUUUUAAUUUUCUUUGAAAGAAAAAAUAAUCAACUUCUUGAAAAAUUUUAGAUUCGAAAAAUUUUUAAAUAUUGCAUAAAAAAGAAAAAUACUUCCAUGCAACGAAAACCUGUAUUUUCACUUGUUAUCAAAUGAUUUCAUCGAUUGCGAGUCAAUAAUGUCCUAAAAUGUAGUUAUACCUAAGGCAUUUGUGAUAGUCACUGACAAUGAUUAAUAUUUGGAAUUAGAAUAAUUUUAUCUUUUAUUUAUAUUAGUUUUACAUGUUUUUCUAGGAAAAAUGUUUUUAAAAAUAUUUACCUACAUUAAUGUUUUAACAUUUUUUUUCAUUUUUAUAUUUUAAAAUUUUUUAUCUAUUUUAUAAUUUCUAUAUAUUAUUUUACUGAUUUAUUUUAUAUUUUUUUAGCUUACUUUAUUAGAAGAAUAGAAAAUAAUAAUUUUGAUUUUAAAUAAAAUUUUCCCAAUAUUAACUUUUGUCAAUUGACUCUCACGGAUGAAGAUUUUUUAUUAGAAAAAAAAAUUGAUCAGAUUAAUUACAAUAUUUCAUUAAAUCUAUUUAACUUUAUAAUCUUUAUUCGAAAAGAUACAUUUAAUAUCUCACUCAGGUACGUUUUGUCUUUAGAAAUUUAAGACACUUUAUUUAUGUAUUAGAAACGAAAUGAAAAUUUUCAUUAGUCAUUUACCUAAUCUGCCUUGAAACGAAAAGUUUAUUUUAAAAUUAUCUCACAUCUCAAGAAAAGCCUAAUAAAUGACCUUUAAAAACAUAUCUGAAGUAACAAAAAAAAGUGUAUAAAAUAUUUCUAGGACACACUUCUCGUAUCACAUCUGAGGACCUUCAAAUUCAAAUAAAUAUUCUAUUUCUUUAGCAGCUUACUUGGCCUUACGCUGUCAAUUUAUCAAAUUCUCAAGCAAAAUUUUAGAAUUAUUAAGAAAAAAAGUAAAUACUGUCCAUUAUUAUCUUUCUAGACUUUAAAUUCAAUCGUCAAUAGAUUUUUGCGGAUCUAAUAAUUUCUUUUAAUAUAUUUUGCACUCGAACGUACGUACCUCGCAGGUUUAUAUUGUGAUAAAUACGCUUGAGACGAUAGAAUUUAAAGCAGUUUGUGAAAUUUAUGAUAAAAAGUAAUGAAAAAAAAAAAUUAUAAAUAAGUAACGGAAAAAACAAAUGUAAACUUGAAAUCUUAAAAAACUUCUCUGUGAGUUCACAAUAAUAAUUUGUUAUUAUUCAAGUGAUUUCAAGUGAAUUAUUGUUGUUAAAUAUUUUUUGAAUCUUAGUGCUGGUUACUUGGAAAAUGAAAAUAUUUAAUUUUUUAAUUGGCGCAUUUGUUUUAGAAAAAUAUAAAUAAACUAGUUUUUGCUGAAUUGAUUUUCAGUUUGAAAAAGAAAAUAUUACACAAUUGUUAAAUUUUUUUUUUAGUAAUUUCAUUACUUUAAAUUAGACUAAUUUUGUUAAUGAACUCACUGAGAUGUUUUUUUUUCUUCUAAAAAUAGUAUCGAGUAAGAUCGAUAUUAUUUAAGACAUUGUAUGUACAUAACUAGUUAAUAAUGCAAUUGUAUAAGUUUUAUUAUUAUUAUUAUUAUGAAAAAUCAAAGUUUCUGUGAGACUUUUGUUUUGUUUAAAUUGAAUGAAAUGGAAAACUUGAAAGUAAAAUGACUUACACGUUGUAAAAAAUUGAUAAAUUUUGUAGAAUAAAUUUAUUUUUAUGUGAUUUUUUGUCAUCAUGAUCAUCAGUGAAAUUUCAAAAUUUUUAGAAAAAAAUGUUUUGGAUUUUUCUUUUUUUUAAAUUACUUUUUAUUUUGUCGUUACUUAAUUAUUCAUGAAGAAAUUUGUGUUUUCUCGUGAAAAUAAAAAGAAAAAAAUCUUUAAAUAUAACGGAAUUAUUAUAGGUUCUUUGUGUUGUAUUUACAACUUUUUUUUUAUUGUAAAAAUGCUGGUAGAUUAUAAUUAAGAAAUUUAUUUUUAUUCAUAAUCGACUAAAAAAAUUAUUGUAACAUUCCUUUUUCAAGAGGAAAAAGAAACGAAAAUGGUAUAGUGAAAAAAAAAAAUUGUGAAAAGUAUUAAAUAUAGAAAUAGACGUGUAAUAUUAUUGAUAUACAAAAUUAUCAAUGAACUGUAAAUCGCUUAUAGAUGUAACCUAUUUUUUGUAGGGACCAUAUUAAGAAAAAAUAACCUUUGUAUAAUAUUACUGUCGAUAUCGUCGAUAUCGUAUAGAGAAAAUUACGAAACUUAUCUCAGUGAAUUGUUGUUAACAUUUCACAUAAAAAUUAUUUUAAUUUUAUAAUAAUAUAUUAAUUAAUUAUUUCUCUUAAUUUUAAGAAAAUUUUUCUUAAACGAUUUUUCUUAAUUAUCUGCGAUAAUUUUUAAUGCUUGAAAAAUUGGUAACAUUUUUAAACGAAACAAAUUUUAAUGAAAAAAAGUAAAAAGAAGGAUGAAAUAGUAUAAAGAAAAAACGUUUUAAAAGAAUAAAUACUUUAAUCGAAAACUAUAUUGGAAAUAAUAAUAUAAUUUAAAUUACAGUUUGGAAGGUAAUUAAACAAAUUACGGAAUUUAUUAUUUUUUUUUUUUUAUUAGAAUCUUCGAUUUCUGAUAGAUUAUAAAACGAAAUAACAAAAAAAAGGUGUAAAUUGUUUGAAACAAAAAACAAUUCAUUGAAGUAUUCAGAUAUUGUGCAAAAUGAAAUAAAAAAAAAAAAUUGCUCACCAAAAAUUGUAACUCCAUUUUAACAAUGUACUUGUCUAAAAUGAAAUUUCAACAGGCCUUAAAGUUACCAAAAGAAAAAAAAUUAAGAUAAUUCACGAGAUUCAAUUACAAGAGUGUAAAUAUAAAAAAAAAAUUGGUAUUUGCGUAACGCAAGUAAUAAUAUAAGAAAAUUAUAUUUUAAGAAGUAAAGAAUAUUAUGUAUAUUAAAAGUUAAUGCGUUUUCAUGUUUACACGAUAAAUGAUCUUGUGCGACUGCAAUCAGUACUGUAUUUUCGGUAAAUGUUUUUAUCACUCAUAUCAAUUAUCAAGAUCCUAAUUUUUUAUUUAACAAAAUUCUAUUUUACUAUUGUAAAAUAAUUAAAAUUUUUUUUAUUAAAUUAGUUAUUACAAAUUUUAUAAUAAGCUUCAAUUAAAAAAUUAUUAUUCAACAUUUUUGAAAAUUAAUAAUAUUAUAUUAUCUGUACUAUUGUUUAUGGCACAUGAAACAAAUAGAAAAAUGCUCUUUAGCUUAUAGAAAAGCAUUAUUGAACAUUUUAAAGCAGAUAUUGUUUGGCUUUAUUUUUUUGUCUUGAGAGCUAAGCACGAACAAAAAUGUAUUUACAAUGAAUAAACCUUUAAAAACUGUUAA
Messenger RNA from Leptopilina boulardi, 7292 nucleotides. RefSeq names its product solute carrier organic anion transporter family member 3A1 (gene Oatp30B). Lineage: Eukaryota; Metazoa; Arthropoda; Insecta; Hymenoptera; Figitidae. The record is from RefSeq and is a predicted model, not a curated record. Gene Ontology annotation, cellular component: membrane. Gene Ontology annotation, biological process: sodium-independent organic anion transport; transmembrane transport. The transcript has 15 exons. Gene Ontology annotation, molecular function: protein binding. The coding region runs from base 396 to 3200 and encodes 934 amino acids.